Condylura cristata (star-nosed mole) is the source of this 4652-nucleotide messenger RNA. RefSeq names its product Kirsten rat sarcoma viral oncogene homolog (gene KRAS). Lineage: Eukaryota; Metazoa; Chordata; Mammalia; Eulipotyphla; Talpidae. Bases 8 to 574 code for a protein of 188 amino acids. Gene Ontology annotation, biological process: Ras protein signal transduction. Gene Ontology annotation, molecular function: GTP binding; GDP binding; GTPase activity. The record is from RefSeq and is a predicted model, not a curated record. Gene Ontology annotation, cellular component: plasma membrane. The transcript has 4 exons.
GCUGAAAAUGACUGAAUAUAAACUUGUGGUAGUUGGAGCUGGUGGCGUAGGCAAGAGUGCCUUGACGAUACAGCUAAUUCAGAAUCACUUUGUGGAUGAAUAUGAUCCUACGAUAGAGGAUUCUUACAGGAAACAAGUAGUAAUUGAUGGAGAAACCUGUCUCUUGGAUAUUCUCGACACAGCAGGUCAAGAGGAGUACAGUGCAAUGAGGGACCAGUACAUGAGGACGGGGGAGGGCUUUCUUUGUGUAUUUGCCAUAAAUAAUACUAAGUCAUUUGAAGAUAUUCACCAUUAUAGAGAACAAAUAAAAAGAGUUAAAGACUCUGAAGAUGUACCUAUGGUUCUAGUAGGAAAUAAAUGUGAUUUGCCUUCUCGAACAGUAGAUACAAAACAGGCUCAGGACUUAGCAAGAAGUUAUGGAAUUCCUUUUAUUGAAACAUCAGCAAAGACAAGACAGGGUGUUGAUGAUGCCUUCUAUACAUUAGUUCGAGAAAUUCGAAAACAUAAAGAAAAGAUGAGCAAAGAUGGUAAAAAGAAGAAAAAGAAGUCAAAGACAAAGUGUAUAAUUAUGUAAAUACAAUUUGUACUUUUUUCUUAAGGCGUACUUAAGUAAAAGUGGUAAUUUUUGUACAUUACACUAAAUUAUUAGCAUUUGUUUUAGCAUUACCUAAUUUUCUUUCUGCUCCAUCCAAACUGUUAGCUUUUGAAUGCUUAUUUUAAAAUGACAGUGGAAACUUUUUCCUCUAAGUGCCAGUAUUCCCUGAGUUUUGGUUUUUGAACUAGCAAUGCCUGUGAAAAAGAAACUGAACACCUGAGAUUUCCAUCUUGGGGUUUUUGGUGCAUGCAGUUGAUUAUUUCCUAUUUUUCUUACCAAUUGUGAACUUUGGUGUGAAGCAAACUAAUGAAGCUUUUGAAUCAUCCCUCUUUUGUGUUUUAUCUAGUAGCCACACACAUGGGUUACUAAAGAAUUAUGACUUCAAUUGAGAGUUCAUGAGUGGUUUUACCAAAACAUUGAGGGAACAUGAAUAAUAUAUGGGCGUUCUGUAGCUUCAUCUUGUAACUAUCAUGUUCUGUAGUUUGUCUCCCUUGACGAAUGUAAAAAACACACUGUUCACCAAGGUUUUCUCCCUCUUUCCACUGCUAUUUGUCAUUGUCACGCUCCCAAAAAUACUAUAUUUUUUCUAUAAAAUAGGGGAAAAAAUGGAAAAAAAUACAAGGCAAUGGAAACAACUAAAAGGCUGUUUCUUUCCACGGAUUACAUCAGUUCUAAUUAUCUUGAGUAUCUUUUGCUGUUAAAGCACAUCCAGUUUGGAAUGAGGGUUAUAACAACCAUUUUGGGGUUAUAUGGUAGUAUCUUCUCCCAAAUUUUUGUAAUAAUCAAAAGAAUUUUAAUAUGUAUAAAAAAUUCGCAUAGAAAUUAAAUAUUGUCUCCCUGUUUCAGAUUGCUCUUUUGUAGCAUAACUUUGAAUCUUUUCUUGAACAUCAGUCGAUAAAAAUCAUAGGUUUAAUUCUGGUAGUGGUGUUACAGAUUAUUUGAGCCAGUUGGUUCUGUAGGUGUUGAGGAGACCAAGGCUGUGAGACCAGGCCCUUGUGAGUGACCCACGGUCAGAGUCAUAGUGUCUGGACACUCCCCAUGCUCCUCUGGGUUGUGGUGCAUUGGUUGGUCAAAAAUGGGGACCAGGUGAGAGUUUGGGGUGCUCGGCAAGAUACAUUCUCACUGUUGGUAGAUUUGCUGACAGAUCAGGAGCAGCACUUUGGGUUUUAGGACAUUUUUUAAAAGAAAAAAAAAAAACUCUAAAAAUUUAUUUUUAAAUGAAAUUUGAGUUCUGGGGUGCCAAGACCAGGUUUUUUUAAGUAAGGAAGUGAGAAUGUUUUAAAAUUUCUAGUAUCGACUAGUUCUCUUAACUGUGGCUGAAAUAACAGUUGAUAAACACUUUAUAAGUCUGAUCCAUUUUUCAGAAUAUCUUUCUUAAAAAAUAGGUAUCAGUAAAUUAUUCUUUUAGUGCAUAUAAAAUGCUCCUUAUUCUAAAAUAUUUGAAGUGAGAUGGUUUGUUGAGGUGAAAAUAUCACUGGACUAGGAGAAAGGUGACUUAGAUUGUAGUUAUUUUCACAAUUACAGUUUUCAGCAAAUCACUGUCUGUUUCUUUAUGUUUUAAAGAAGUCAUCUCAGAGGUUGUAUCUAGCAUAUUACAACUGUGUGAUUUACAUUCAGUUUACAAAAGGAUACACCCACUUGUCACUCUCACAAGCCUUUUUACCUGUGUUAUCUUUCAUCGCUAGCCAUAGGCAAAAUUGUGCAAGAGGUGAAGCUUAAUUUUGAAUAUCCAUGGACUGUUUGAGGACUGUUCUCUCCCUCUUGUUUCAUCCUGCCUGCCUGCUCUUCUGCAUGCCCCAUGACUUGAUGCUUUGUAAUACUUCUGAUUCCCUUAAGAUUUUAGCUGCUCUGGAUAACUUUGUGGUGUUCAUCAUUACACCAAAAUGCCUUCCAGCUUAUGUCCUCGGGCUUCACUGACUCUUGACAGAUACUAUCAUGGGACUCAGCCUGAGAGCUCAUUUGAUUGUGGUGGCUGGCGCAAUAUAAUCUUGAUCCUUUGAACAGCAUCUCUGCUGUGUGGUCUAUUAGUGACUAGGAAUUUUCAGACCUGCUUUGAAUAGGCAUUGCCCUAUCCUAAUUUUUAGUGGAAGAAUAGUUAGAUAAAGGGUGCUGACAGAACUCCUUAAUGUCCAGUGAGGACUAAUCCUAAUACCAAAGGGACAUUCCAUUGUUUUAAUAACAAAUAUUACAGUAAGAAGAUUCAGUUCAUAAAGCUUUUAGGAGAAUUCAUUCCUCUGAUUUCAGUACCUACUAGUUGCCAAGCACUAAGGAUAUCCUGGUAUCCCCCAACUGGGACAUAAAUCCUAUGUUUAAAUAGUGCUUAUAUUCUAGAGCAGUCUGUAUCUUAGUGACGCAUUUGGCCCAUGAUCCAGAGAUAACCUGACAUUUUAGUUUUUAAAAAAAAGGAUAUGGUCUUUACAGUUUCUUCAGGUUCUAAAAUAAUAGUUUUGCUGUGAUUCCAAUAUUUAAUCAAGCUACUUUAUAUAAAUCAUUUCAUUGUUUUAAAGAAAUAAACUUGAUUAUAUCAUUUUUUAAUUUGGCAUGACUGUGACUAUUGAGACAAUUAUAGUACAUAUUAGUUGUUUGUUAGCAAAUAAUAUUAAAAUUUCCAAGUGUGUAAUAUUCUGGUUGAUCUCUCUGUAUGAGUAAUUAAUAUAGACUUAAAAUUACUGAAUUCUAAAUUAGUUUUGUUUAUCUGGAUAUAAAUACAUAGGUGCCUGAAGUAAUUCACAGAGAAGGAAAUUUCUAGGGUAAAAAUUAACAUGACUUCUUGAGAUGCUAUGCCAAAUUAAAGGUUUAUUGAACAUUAUCUAGUGUAAGGUGUUAAGAUUUGUAUAGUACUGUCUCUUGUUUCUAUGCAAGAGGAAAAAAAAUGGCCAUAUUUCAGGAAUUACAGUGCAUAACUUAGGGGCUUUUUAUGAUUCUUGAAUUUUUGAUGUAGCUGGGCAGUUUUUUUUUAAGGUGGUGGUUAUCCGUUAUGUGAAAUCUGAAUGGCUUGACUAAAGGUUUGUUUUCGCAGAGGCUUUUUAAAAGGGAGAGAUAAUCCUAGAAAUAACAAAUGUUAUCUAAUUGUUACAGCCUUAAAGAUAAAAAUCCUGAAAAGUUGAAAAAAAAUUAAAUUAACUUAGUGUUAGACAUUAACCUGUUUGUGGAUGAAUGUAGAAGAGUGUAGUAUAUUUGAUUGAAUAGACCUAAGUAGGAUCUCUAGGCUCUGUUUUAACUGAGUCACACUGCAUAGGAAUCUGGAACCUAAUUUUUAAAAUCCAUCAAAACCUUUGGCACCAUUGCACAGUUUUGUCCUAAUACAUAUAGAAACUUUGUGGAGCAUGUUAAGUUGCAGUUUGCACAAGUUCAUCUUACUUGGAUUCCAGUGAUUUUAUUUUUCCUAACCAUUCUUUUUUUUAAAUAUAUGGAUCUUUGGGUAGGCAAUAAAAACUCAUUUCCAUUUGUCCAAAAUAGCUUAUCAGUAAUUACAUAUUAAUGUUUAAAACUUCAUCAGUUCUUUAAAGCUGUAUUUAUAUUUAGUAACUUCUGUGUUAUUGGAUAGUAUGAAUCUGCAUUGAGAAAUUAAAUAGCAUUCCACUAGAAGCUGGAAAUUCCUUCAGAAAAUGGAAGUUCUUUCUAAGGAUAUUUUAUCAGUUCCUUAUUAAGAGUAGUCAUAACUAGAUUAACAGUUGUUUUAAUUUAAUAGUUUUAAGUGCCAGCUUGGGAUGAUAGGCAAUUUAGGAAAAAAGUUAUUACCUGCAGAAAUGUCAAUUACAGAGGGUCUCCCUCCCCAUAGAGCUAAAUGGGUUAUGUAAUGUUUGAUCUGAAAGUUUCCAGUUCCACUGUCUUGUGUUUUCAUGUUGAAAAUACUUUUGCAUUUUUCCUUUGAGUGCCAAUUUCUUACUAGUACUAUUUCUUAUUGUAACAUGUUUACCUGGAAUGUAUUUUAACUAUUUUUGUAUAGUGUAAACUGAAACAUGCACAUUUUGUACAUUGUGCUUUUUUUGUGGGACAUAUGCAGUGUGAUCCAGUUGUUUCCCAUCAUUUGGUUGCGCUGACCUAGGAAUGUUGG